AUGAUAACACGUACUCUGAACGUCGUAGACUAUGUUCUUCUUGUUUUACUCCUCUUAGCAUCGGCAGUUAUCGGUGUUAUAUUUGGAUGUGUCAAAUCAAAGAAAAACUCAGCAAAAGAAUUUCUUCUCGCUAACCGCGAAAUGGGAGUAUUUCCAGCAGCUCUCAGUAUAACAGCAUCGUUUCUAUCGGCUAAUACUAUGCUAGGAACACCGAGUGAAAUUUAUACAUAUGGAACUAUGUACUGUUAUCAUACUGUUUCUUGGACUAUAGCUGUAACAAUAACAGCAUUGGUAUUUAUGCCCAAAUUCCGUGAAAUGAAUUGCACAAGUGCUUAUGAAUAUUUAGAAAAACGCUUCGAUUGUUCAGUGCGCGUUUGCGUCUCUCUUAUUUUCUCCAUUUUCAUGCUGAUCUACAUGGCCAUUGUUUUAUAUGGCCCGGCAUUAGCACUCAGUCAGACCACUGGUUUAAAUAUAUGGCUUUCAGUUGUUUCGAUUGGAGUUGUUUGUACUUUUUAUUCAUCUGUGGGUGGAAUGAAAGCUGUGAUUUGGACAGAUGUUCUACAAGCAUUCGUUAUGUUUGUUGGUCUUCUCUCAGCAAUUAUACAAGGUUUGAUCGUGCUCGGUGGUUUUGGACCUACAUUUUCAAUUGCAUCAAAAAAUGGUAGAAUACAAUUCGACAGUAUCAGUAUUGAUCCUCGAGUUCGUCAUACAGUCUGGUCUGUACUCAUCGGUAGUACUUUUAAUGCCCUGUCCACCUAUGGUUUUAAUCAAACACAAAUCCAACGAUAUAUGUGUGUUCGAACAACACGUGGUGCUGCUCAAGCACUGUUUAUUAAUGCAGUGGGUUCAGCAUUCAUCAUUCUUUCAUCUUGUCUCAUUGGAAUUAUUAUUUAUGCAUACUAUGCUGAUUGUGAUCCAUAUACGGCUAAGUUUAUCUCAGCUAUCGAUCAAAUAUUUCCUUAUUUUGUGAUGGAAGUAUUAAGUAAUAUACCUGGUUUACCAGGAGUUUUUCUUGCUUGUAUCUUUUCUGGUUCAUUAUCAACAAUAUCUUCUGGACUAAACAGUCUUACAGCUGUGAUUAUUGAAGAUGUUUAUAAAGGAGCUGUUGUUAUGCUAUUAACUUAUGUAGUUAGUCACCUUGGACCUAUACUGAAUGCAUCGACAUCUCUAUUUGGUGCUUUACAAGGACCGAUUAUGGGUGUUUUUUUCCUUGGUUUCUUUUUUCCACGAGCUAAUCACCGUGGAGGUUUAGUUGGUUUCGUUUCUGGUGUUGCUUUGCCAUUAUGGAUUUUCGUAGGAUCACAAGUAACCAAAAACCAAAGAAAAAGUGAACGUUUACCAUUAUUUACUACGAAUUGUGCCCUGUCAAUUAAUGAAACAAGAACUUUUCCUACUUCACCCAGAACUGAUCCAUUACUUGAUCUAUAUUCUGUGAGUUAUAUGUGGUAUUCACCCAUUGCUGUUAGCACAGUCCUUAUUGUUGGUCUUAUUGUCUCGUAUUUAACUCGUCCACUUAAACCUCAUGAGGUCGAUCCAAAAUUGAUUAUACCGAUAGAUGAUGUUUGUUGUUGUUGCUUACCAAAAAGUGUUCGUCAUUGGCUUCGCUGUGGUAUUGAUCAUGAAAACUAUCUUAACGAAAGGGAAGAUAACAACGAGAAUGAACUGAACGUUACGAAGCCCUUUCUUCCCGUCGAAUCCAAUAUUGCUUUUCCAGUGGUGCUGAUUUCGAAAAAACCAGAUGAUAGUUGA
This is a messenger RNA of Rotaria sordida, 1749 nucleotides long. The record is from the annotation of a GenBank genome assembly. Lineage: Eukaryota; Metazoa; Rotifera; Eurotatoria; Philodinida; Philodinidae.